Fusarium coffeatum is the source of this 1041-nucleotide messenger RNA. RefSeq lists its product as uncharacterized. The transcript has 2 exons. The record is from RefSeq and is a predicted model, not a curated record. Gene Ontology annotation, molecular function: hydrolase activity. Bases 1 to 1041 code for a protein of 346 amino acids. Lineage: Eukaryota; Fungi; Ascomycota; Sordariomycetes; Hypocreales; Nectriaceae.
AUGCGCUUCUUUCAUUUUACACUAGCCUCAUUGGCAUCCGUCGCAACAGCCCUCUCAUCAUUCGACACUUGGUCUCACGGCCGAGUCGCAUUAAAUGAUGUGAGCAUUCAUUUCCGCUACGCCGGCUCCGGUCCUCCUCUUCUUCUCGUCCACGGUAAUCCCCAACAUAGUCUUACAUGGCAAUUCAUUGGUCCUAUCCUCGCUCAGAACUACACUGUUAUUGCACCUGAUAACCGUGGUGCUGGGGACUCGAGUAUUCCUCCUGAUAAUGACUACACCGCUGCUGCGUCAGCAGAAGAUCUCAAGGGUGUGCUGGACUUUUUGAACGUUACGGAGACGUAUGUCUUUGCGCAUGAUAAGGGUGUUGGGAUGGCGACGGCGCUGGCUAUUAAGCAUCCUGAUAUGGUGAAGAGAUUAGCACUGGCUGAAUACCCUCUUCCGGGAUUUGGGUAUGAGCAGUCCGCCAACCCAGCAGCGUUCUGGGAUUUAUAUCAGAACUGGCAACUAGCUUUCUUUCAAGUCACAGACCUCGCAGAAUUUCUCAUGUCAGGAAAAGAGAAGCAGUUUCUUCAGUGGUACUUCUACCAUGGCAGUUAUUCUGGUGUUGAGAGCUUCAGUGAAGAGACGGUUGACAGAUACACGAGCAGUAUUUCGAAGCCCGGAUUCCUGAGAGCUAUGCUUGGUCCAUUCUCCGCUACGACUGUUGCCAAGGAUGCCGAGUUCUUCAAGACUUCGCUGAAUGAGAGUAAAUUGAGCGUACCGCUUCUUGGAAUGGGUGGUGAAGCGAGUUUGGGAUUGGAGUCGGUUCUCAAAGACUCAUUUGAGCCCAUUUCUGAGAAUGUUGAGAUUGAUAUCAUUCCUAAGGCUGGACACUGGAUUGUGGACGAAAACCCCAAUUGGACUGCGAAGCGUGUCGCCAAGUUUUUUCAAGAGGAUAAUGAGAGUCCAAAGAAGGUUGACUUGGCUUACUUGGAAGAUAUGGUUACUUUGGAUGUUGGAUACUUUGGUACGAGACGGAACUUUAAGCUGGGAUCUCAGUGA